UGUCCUCACAGAAUGAGCAAAAGUUACAGAACGAAAACACGAAUGAUGUCAAUUUUGCACAUCACCCUCACCCUCACCCUCUUAUUCUCCUUACUCGCAAAUGCAGAAGCCGCUGAUGAAUUCUAUCGAGACAUAUCUCCAACAUCUCUGGGUCUCCACAAGGAAAAGCUCACCCACCUUCGCUUCUACUUGCACGACAUUCUGAGCGGCUCAAAGCCCACCGCGGUCAGGAUCGCCCAGGCCCAGUCCACCAACACUUCCUCCUCGCUUUUCGGGCUCCUCGUCAUGACCGACGACCCGUUGACCGUGGGGCCCGAGCCUGACUCCAAACUGGUGGGAAAGGCCCAAGGAAUGUAUGGGUUUUCAGACCAGAAGGAGAUUGGGCUUUCGGUAAUCUUCAACAUGGCUUUCACCGAGGAGAAAUACAAUGGCAGUACCAUCAGCUUGCUGGGGCGGAACAUGGUGCUCUCCGCCGUCAGGGAAAUACCGAUUGUCGGCGGCAGCGGAGCUUUCCGUUUCGCACGUGGCUAUGCCGAGGCCAGGUCUUACACUCUUGAUGGCCAGACAGGGGAUGCCGUUGUUGAGUACAACCUUUACGUCUUCCAUUAUUAGCUUCUGCAUCUUCAUAUCGCAUGCUUUUCCAAUUCCAUUCUUUUCUAGUAGUAUUUUAACA
Molecule: messenger RNA, 673 nt
Organism: Cajanus cajan (pigeon pea)
Lineage: Eukaryota; Viridiplantae; Streptophyta; Magnoliopsida; Fabales; Fabaceae
Source: RefSeq, a predicted model, not a curated record